AAUCUACGGUAUUACCCAGAGAGAGAGAGAGAGAGAGAGAGAGAUGGCUUCAGCUCCUCUCUCAAGGUUUCUCUUCCCGAAAUCUGACUGAGGUUUGAACAAACUGAAAAAAUGGAACAUAGGGUUUGGUCCGUUUGGAUAAUAGUUUUGUCUCUGUGGAUCUACAAUGCACACUUCUCACCUCUCAACACAAGAGUUUCUUAACAAAACCCGAAGAGAGGGAGAGAGAGAUGGACAGUAUCCUCUGCGACGAGCUCCUAGAAGAAGUUCUCAACCGCCUCCCUUGGGGUCCCUUUUUCGCCCCCUCCAUCGCCGUCGUCUCCCUCGUCUCCAAGCGGUGGCUCCGCCUCUACCGCUCCUCCAAGUUCAACCUCUUUCUCCGCCUCUCCCCUGACAACGGUAUCUCCUCUUUCCUCUCUCACUUCCCUCGCCUCUCCUUCCUCUUUAUCGUCAUCGACCGCGGCCACAACGACGUCGACUUCUCGAAUUUUUCCGAUCGGAUCCUCCUCUCGGUCGCCUCGUCCUGUCCCAAGCUGACAGGUCUCCAUCUCGAACAUGGGCCACCAGUCUCUCUCUUCCCUCUGCUUUCUCUCUCUACCUCAUGCCCUCACCUCGACUCCCUCAGCAUCUCCCUAUCUAGACCCAUCUCUUUCCACUGGCUUGUCUUCUUACCCUCUCUUGAAAAACUCACCGUUGUUUUCAACUCCGUCCCGGGCGAAGUCGAACAAGCCGAUACUUCGAAACGUAACUUCAACGCUGAGCUGAAACUAAGAACCCUAGUUUUGGAUGGGAUUCAAAGCGGCGAUUACGGUUUUGAUUCGCUGUGGAAAAGUUGCAAAAAUCUUAAGAGACUGGAGCUGUAUCGCUGCCAAGGAAUCGGUGAUGAUUCGUCGGUUUCAUCGUUUGUUAAUUGCUUCAACGGCCUCCAAGAAGUGAUAUUGAGGUGGUGUGGUUCGAUAGUUAAUGACAUUUUAAUGAGAUUGGUAGCGAAUUGUACAUCUCUGAACUCUCUGUUAAUCCACGACAAAGUCGAAGGUAGUGUAGACGGUUUGUUUCAUUUCAUUACUCAGAGCCGUUGUAAUUUGCAAAAACUCGAUUUACGUUUACCUCUUGACCUAGAAGACAAUCACUUAUUGUUCGUGGCUGAGAAGUUCAGGGGUUUGUUGUCUCUUCGGUUAUGUAGUUGUUAUGUUGUUACUGCUGAAGGGCUUAGGACUAUGGUGUUGGCAAUGAGUAAUAAGCUUGAAGAAUUGGCAUUGAUAAAUUGCAAAGUGGAACCUGGGUUGUUGACCACUUUAGGACAAAGUGUUAGAAAUUUGAGGAAGUUGGACUUGUCUUAUAAUGAAAUGUUGGUGGAUGAAGAGUUUAUAUCGAUGCUUGCGUCGUGUAAUUGUUUGAGGGACUUGAAGGUGAGGGGGUGUGAAGGAUUGACAAAUGCAUCCUUGGUUUCGAUGUUUAAGAGCUGUAAGCAGUUGGAGUUUGUAGAUAUAAUGAAUUGUCCUGGGAUUGGGGCAGAGGCUGUUGAGUUAUUUGUUUUGAAUUGUCUGCGGUUGAGAGCGCUACAUGUUGAAGAUAGCAAGGUUUCAGAUGUUUCCAGGUCUUGGUCUUCGAAGAAAUUCAUUGCGGUUGUUGCUAUUUAAUGUUGAAGAAGGGCCAUUUCUUUUUCUUUAGAGGUUGCGGAUCGAUGCAGGUAGGGUUAGAAUCGUGGGUGAUGGUGCUUGGCAGAAAGAGUCUCUCAAAGCAGCGGCAGCUUGGGUAGGCAUUUGAUGAAGGAAAUCAGUAAAUUGGCUGUAACGAGAUUGUUUUGUUCAUCCAGAGUCGGUCGAUGAUGGCGGAAGUUGGAGCUUGUUUGGAUGCACUCCAAUGGUGUAUUCGGAAUAACCAUUACUCAGGUGUCUAUGCUCUCCAGGGGUCAAGUGCAGUGGAGUCAUGGUUAGAGUUUUUGAUAUCUGAUACUACUAGUAUUAAGUGGGCAUGUAAUCUUUUAGCUAAUGUUUUUUCAUUUCGAAAGUUCAUGGGAAUGUUUGUAUCCUUGGCACACAAUCUAGCCAAAGCAGCCAUUGCUAUGGGGGUGCUAAUCUUGUAUUAUCUGUGUGGUUAUUAAUGAGUAUUAUUCCCUCGAGCAAAAA
Rhododendron vialii is the source of this 2129-nucleotide messenger RNA. RefSeq names its product F-box/LRR-repeat protein 4-like. NCBI's taxonomy places the organism in Eukaryota, Viridiplantae, Streptophyta, Magnoliopsida, Ericales, Ericaceae. The transcript has 3 exons. The record is from RefSeq and is a predicted model, not a curated record. Gene Ontology annotation, biological process: SCF-dependent proteasomal ubiquitin-dependent protein catabolic process. Bases 231 to 1640 code for a protein of 469 amino acids. Gene Ontology annotation, cellular component: SCF ubiquitin ligase complex. Gene Ontology annotation, molecular function: protein binding.